AUGUCUGCGUCUACGUCCUCCAGCCCACCCAAGAUUGACUCUUCCAAGCUUGACGAAAUUUGGGAAUAUAACGAGCAUGCAUAUAAUGCUCCUCCUCCUCCUCCACCUCCAAUUUCGCGAGGGCCGUCGACGCAUCUCAUUCAGGUGAGACAUUUGAUGAAACCAAAAGAACACGAACGCGAUGGGCCUACAGACGACCAUCCAUACCAUACUGGACGUCUCUGGCGUGCUCGUUCAUUCGUUUUCGAGUACGCGGGAGAGUUCUUUGGGACGAUGAUGCUGGUUAUGUUUGGGACUGGUGCUAACUGCCAGUACAAUUUGAGCCAUUUGUCUGAGAUUGCUUCGACACCUGCCGGGACUUGGGCAUCAGUCAGCUUGGGAUGGGGAACAGGCAUCGCUUUAGGUAUCUUGCUUUCUGGGGGACAUAUUAAUCCUGCAGUCACCCUCGCGAUGGCCGUAUGGCGUGGUUUUCCAUGGCGAAAAGUUCCCGGUUACUUUUUCUGCCAGCUAAUGGGAGCUUUGUGUGGUGCAUUGAUCGUUUAUGGAAAUUAUAAGACUGCUAUAAGCAUCCAAGAGGGAGGGAACCAUAUUAGAACUUUAUCAACAGCAGGGUAUUUCGGAACUAUCCCACUCGAUUAUAUGACAAACAUAGGCUGUUUCUUUGACGAGUUUAUCGGCACAGCGUUGCUGCUAUUUGGCGUCUUGUCCUUGUUGGAUCCGAGGAAUUCUCUUACGCCAGGAUUGGUGGCUGUAGGUAUCUUCAUUGUUUUUGUGGGCAUUGCAGCAUGUUUCGGCAUGCAGACAGGUGAUUAA
This is a messenger RNA of Psilocybe cubensis, 813 nucleotides long. RefSeq lists its product as uncharacterized. Lineage: Eukaryota; Fungi; Basidiomycota; Agaricomycetes; Agaricales; Agrocybaceae. The transcript has 5 exons. Gene Ontology annotation, molecular function: water channel activity; glycerol channel activity. Gene Ontology annotation, cellular component: plasma membrane. The record is from RefSeq and is a predicted model, not a curated record. Gene Ontology annotation, biological process: water transport; glycerol transmembrane transport. The coding region runs from base 1 to 813 and encodes 270 amino acids.